This is a messenger RNA of Manis pentadactyla (Chinese pangolin), 1186 nucleotides long. It is a transcript of the gene CLDN7, whose product is annotated as claudin 7. The coding region runs from base 408 to 1043 and encodes 211 amino acids. Gene Ontology annotation, biological process: cell adhesion; bicellular tight junction assembly. The record is from RefSeq and is a predicted model, not a curated record. Lineage: Eukaryota; Metazoa; Chordata; Mammalia; Pholidota; Manidae. Gene Ontology annotation, cellular component: plasma membrane; bicellular tight junction. Gene Ontology annotation, molecular function: structural molecule activity. The transcript has 4 exons.
GCGACCUAUCCCUCGCUCUGCAGCUUCGUGCCGACAGCCCAGGGCACUCUGGGGCCUUCCAGCACCCAGGACCGCGCCUAUAUUGUCCCCUUACCUUUUGUUUGGGUAGGGUCGCCGUGAGCACCGGAGGAAACCGCCUGACCUUCGCGGAUCGCUUUUGUUGGCCACAAGUCCCCGCGGGCCGUAGCCUGUUCGCUGUGCUGUGAGACCCUCGCUUCGCCUGGAGGGAUCGAUUUGUGUUUACCUCGGGUGACGAAAAGAUUUGCAGGCACUCAGCCAAAGACUUUUCUGCCUUGUUGGGUGACUUAAAACUCCACCCCAAGUUGUCUUUUGUGGAGUUGGCCCCCAAGUUUGGUUUAACUGCAGGGUCGCCCACCCGGCGUCCCCAGCCUUUAUUGAGGGCGGAAAUGGCCAAUUCGGGCCUUCAGCUGUUGGGCUUUUCCAUGGCUCUGCUGGGCUGGGUGGGCUUGUUGGCGUCCACCGCCAUCCCGCAGUGGCAGGUGAGCUCCUACGCGGGCGACAACAUCAUCACAGCCCAGGCCAUGUACAAGGGGCUGUGGAUGGACUGCAUUACCCAGAGCACGGGCAUCAUCAGCUGCAAAAUGUACGACUCGGUGCUCGCCCUGCCGGCGGCCAUGCAGGCCACCCGAGCCCUAAUGGUGGUAUCGCUGGUGCUGGGUUUCCUGGCCAUGGCGGUGGCCACGAUGGGUAUGAAGUGUACAAACUGUGGCGGAGAUGACAAAGUGAAGAAAGCCCGUAUAGCCACGACCGGAGGCAUCAUUUUCAUCUUCGCAGGUCUUGCUGCCUUGAUAGCUUGCUCCUGGUACGGCCACAAGAUUGUCUCAGACUUUUAUAACCCAUUGAUUCCCAUGAAUACCAAGUACGAGUUUGGUCCUGCCAUCUUCAUUGGUUGGGCAGGGUCUGCUCUGGUUCUCCUGGGAGGUGCACUGCUCUCUUGUUCUUGCCCUGGGAGUGAAAGCAAAGCUGGGUACCGUGCACCCCGCUCCUACCCUAAGCCCAACUCUGCCCAGGAAUAUGUGUAAGCUGGGACCCCCUUGCCUCCAGCCUGGCAGCUAUGGAUAUGGUGUGCCCAAACAACUGAAAGGCCCUGGGGCAGAAAGCUGAGCCCAUAGGCAGGGCGUGAAGCAGAAGCUUUAAGUUACUCCAGCCCUGCACACCAUGUAGU